Molecule: messenger RNA, 1698 nt
Organism: Phytophthora infestans T30-4
Lineage: Eukaryota; Oomycota; Peronosporomycetes; Peronosporales; Peronosporaceae
Product: protein kinase, putative
Exons: 8
Coding region: 1-1698 (565 amino acids)
Biological process (GO): protein phosphorylation
Molecular function (GO): protein kinase activity; ATP binding
Source: RefSeq, a predicted model, not a curated record
AUGUUGCUCAACACCCUCCGCACCAAGGCGCGGGCGAACGGCUCGUCGCAAGCGUCAAGUGGUGGCGCGUCCAGUGGCGCCAAGAAGCAGCGCUCCAUCCACGACUUUUUCUCGCAGUCGUCGGCCGCCCACAAGCGCGUAGGCAAGUUGCGCAAGGCUCGGCGGUCUCUGGAGGCGUCAGCCAAGGGCAACAGCUUCAGCUCCGCAGCAAUGGACGAUGGGGAGGAAGAGUCUGUGUCCAUACAAAAGCGCAUCGAUUACGACGUGAUGGACGACGAGAGUAGCGAGGAUCCGAUGCUCUUAGCGUCACAGAACAGUGACAACGGCGCGCGCAGGCCCAAACCCAAGAAAAUCGACUUUACGGGCUGCUCAAGUCAGCGCAGCGAGCCAGACUUUGAGCCCACACACACGCCUGUGCGCUUCGGUCUGCCACCCACCAGUCAGGGCUAUUACACGCCCGGAAUGGCCACGCCCAUGCAACAGUACAGCCAGGACGACAUGGACUUCCUCACUCCUCGCGAUCAACCGGUUAUCCCACUGUCGAACCCGACAACACCGUCACCGUUGAAAAAACGACCUAGACUCAGUAGUGGAGCAGACAUUGUUCAGGAGGAACAGGUGCAAAACCUCACACAGGACAUGACCCACAUGGAAGUGAGGCACGCACGGAAAGGGUUGCCGUCUUUUUCCAGUCAAUCGUCCAUGGGAUCGCCAAAGGUCAACGUGGUGGUCAAUGGCAAGAGAGCGAGACCCAAUAGUGAACAAGCGACGUCCUUCUUGUCCGAAGAUAGUUAUGUGAACCCGUUUGCACCGGAGCCGACGACGGAGUCUGGGAAGAAGAAGAUAUCUAGACGCAAACGACGGUCUUUCCCGUCGGCGUGGGUCGGAGCGAAGAGUGGAUCGCCGGUGUCCAAGUAUCUGUCGGAUUUUUCAGAACUGGGGGUACGAAUUGUCUCGCUGCAGACGUUUACUAUUGUCUACAAGUGUAUCAAGAAAAUCGAUGGCUGGAUAUACGCGGUGAAGAAGAGCAAGCGGCACUUUCGGGGCAAAGCAGACACUGAGCGAGCACUACGCGAAGUGCAGGCACUAGCGGCGCUGAGCAGUAGCAACCACGUGGUUCGGUACUUUGACGCGUGGAUAGAAGACGAUUUGCUCUACAUCCAGCUCGAAAGCCUAGAGGGCUGCUCGCUGGCUGGCUUCGUCAACAAGUAUGCACCACACAAGGUUCCGGAAGAAACGCUGUGCAAGCUCUUGUGUCACAUUGCGCAGGCUCUCUAUGACAUGCACAGUAAGAAGAUGGUCCACAUGGACGUCAAACUGCAGAAUGUUCUUGUUGGAUCAGGAGAAGUGUACAAGUUGGGCGACUUGGGAACUGUUGCUCAUCUUGACGGCAGCAUGGAAAUCACAGAGGGCGACAAUCGAUAUCUUAGUCGGGAACUACUCGAAGGCAAUCGGAAUAAUUUACGCGCCGGUGAUAUCUUCGCUCUGGGAGCCACAAUCUAUGAGCUCGCGCUCGGAACGACGCUGGCGAGUGGCGGUGAAGAAUGGCAGAAGAUCCGCGACGGAGACCUCGUCAUGUUCCGACAAUACUCCAACUCGUUGCAGCACCUGAUUGCUAGUAUGAUGCACCCAGACGCACUGCAGCGGCCUCUCGCCGAAGAUAUCUUGCAGCACGAGGUGGUGCUGCCCUUCCGUUAA